AUGGUAUUCCCAUACAAGCACGUCUUGCUCGUUGGAGGUACAUCGGGAAUCGGUAGAGCGCUAGCCGAUCGUCUGAUACAAGCCGGCAUCAAAGUGACUACCGUAGGACGACGGAAACAUCGUCUCGACGAGUUCAUUGCAAAGCAUGGCGAGGAACAGGCCUCGGGGAUAAAUUACGAUGUCAGCGAUAUUGACGGGGCUCCCCAAUUUGCCGCGAAUGCAAUCGCUCAACAUCCAGAUAUCGACUGUGUCUUUCUCAACCCGGGAACCCAACGGAAAUACAAGUUGACGGACCCUAAGGAUGGCGACUUGAGUGAUUUCAGAGCAGAGAUGGACGUCAAUUUCAUCAGCUACGUUGCUCUGACUCAGGCAUUCAUUCCAUUAUUGAUGUCCAGGUCCACCCCAACAAGCUUUAUAUUUACAACUUCGCUUCUAGCUUUGGUGCCUGCGCCAAGAAUCCCCGCCUAUUCAGCCGCUAAAGCUGCGUUGAACGCCUUUGUGUACUGCCUCCGAGACCAACUGAGGGAAUCGAAUGUUCAAGUGAUCGAGUUGGCUCCACCUCUUGUGUCAACUGAACUACACGAUUAUAUGGGCAUUGAGAAAGGACGGGGCAUGGGGAUGCCAGUUGAGCAGUACGCUGAAGAUGCCUAUCAGGCAUUGGAGACGGGAAGCGAUGAGAUUAUCGGUGGGAGCGUUGGACCCACGGAGGUCUUUCAGGAUCUGGCGGACAAGCGUCGGAAAAUUUUUGAUGAGUUCGCACCAAUGCUUCGUGAUGUCGAUUGA
Molecule: messenger RNA, 783 nt
Organism: Penicillium concentricum
Lineage: Eukaryota; Fungi; Ascomycota; Eurotiomycetes; Eurotiales; Aspergillaceae
Product: Glucose/ribitol dehydrogenase
Exons: 4
Coding region: 1-783 (260 amino acids)
Molecular function (GO): oxidoreductase activity
Source: RefSeq, a predicted model, not a curated record